Eurytemora carolleeae is the source of this 819-nucleotide messenger RNA. RefSeq lists its product as uncharacterized. The transcript has 6 exons. The record is from RefSeq and is a predicted model, not a curated record. Bases 154 to 591 code for a protein of 145 amino acids. Lineage: Eukaryota; Metazoa; Arthropoda; Copepoda; Calanoida; Temoridae.
CCUUGUGCUUGUAUCCUAGGUCCUGACGGCUCCGCAUAUCCGUAUAGAGAGAUUCAGAAACUAGCUGGUAAAUUCAAGCGGGAGGGCAGACAAGCUAGAAAUAUUAAUUUAGGAGUCAAGGAUCCUCUAGAAACAAGACAGGAUCUGCUGAAAAUGUACAAACAGAGCAGAGAUGGACAAUCAAUCAACCUAGGAGUAGGACGAGUAAAGAGAUCUGAAGGUUUAAAUGAGACCCAGAGCUGUGUUAUUGGGGGAUCUCCUCCUAGAUUAUGCAAGUCUAGUUACAACACAACUGCACCUAUGUAUGGGGUGAGUUUAACGAGUGGUCAACCUGUCACAAUUGUGCAAAAGUUUCCUGAUCUUCUUCAACAAGUUAUCUACGAAACUUGCGAUACAACAGAGUGUGAUGUACUGCACGGAGAAUGUAUUCAGACUUAUGUACCUUACUUGUUCCUUGUUAUUCCUCUAGGACCAGUUACACUUACAGGACAGGAUUAUGUACUAGUUGAGAGUGGAUGUACAUGCAGACCAAAGUAUGCUACUCCUGGCACUGAUCCUAAUCCAAAAGAAGUUAUUCCUAGUUUUAAUUAAAUCAUUUUAUAAUUUGCUGUUUGUUUUGUUCUUUUAUAGUAUUUCUAAUUUAAAUCCUACUCACUGCUUCCAUGAUAGGAAAACUUUAUAAGUAUUUAGAAAUUUCAUUCUUUUUUAUAAGCGCAACAUUAUUUCUAAUUGUUCUUAUCCUUUAAUUUCAAUCAUAUAAGAUAAUAAAAUAUUUAGACAUUUUUAAAUUUUUGAUAAAUAUAUCAUACAUACAAUUAU